AUGAACGCCAUUGGAAUACAAUCAGCAUUCGGAUUCGACGAGAAGAGAGACUACGAACUCAGACGUAUGCGAAGAACAAACUCAGGCUUUUCGUCUUGUUCUUCCUCAACCUAUUCAGACGACACCCCUCGCAGCAGACAAUCAAGCUGCUCUUCAGAAUACUCAGAAUCAUCCCUAUCAACCUCACCUAACGGCAAACCGCGCGCCGUCCGUUUCGCGCUCGACAAACCCCUCCCUCUAUCCCUCACCCUCACCACCCUCCCGAUCCACAGCAAACGUCAGGACCUACCAAGCCAUGGCACACAUACACGCAAACGUAGCCGUGCGGACAGCGCCGGUGAUUUCGCGUGGUGGGCACAACGGAGAAUUCAGCAAGACGCCGAGUGGAGCGCAGAGCGCAAGCAUCUGGAGAAGGAGACAUCUGAGGAUGGUGAUGUCCGACACCUCUGA
This is a messenger RNA of Glarea lozoyensis ATCC 20868, 450 nucleotides long. RefSeq lists its product as uncharacterized. The coding region runs from base 1 to 450 and encodes 149 amino acids. The transcript has a single exon. Lineage: Eukaryota; Fungi; Ascomycota; Leotiomycetes; Helotiales; Helotiaceae. The record is from RefSeq and is a predicted model, not a curated record.